This is a messenger RNA of Colias croceus (clouded yellow), 4418 nucleotides long. Its product is annotated as 5-hydroxytryptamine receptor 1-like. Gene Ontology annotation, cellular component: membrane. Gene Ontology annotation, molecular function: G protein-coupled amine receptor activity. The record is from RefSeq and is a predicted model, not a curated record. The transcript has 5 exons. NCBI's taxonomy places the organism in Eukaryota, Metazoa, Arthropoda, Insecta, Lepidoptera, Pieridae. Gene Ontology annotation, biological process: adenylate cyclase-activating adrenergic receptor signaling pathway. The coding region runs from base 779 to 2479 and encodes 566 amino acids.
UUCAUGUUGUUGAGAUGUGUUCACGCCUGUCGCGCGCACGUUCGACGGAUGCGAACGUAAAUAUUAAAAAAUGACUCCAUAGGUAUAAUUUUAUUUUUUACUUUCGUGAAGUGUUGUUUUGGUGACAAUUGUAAAGUGACGAAAAUAUUACAGACAACGUGUUGAAUAAACUGUGUUUUAAAGUGUUUAGUUUUGUUUUAAACCGAAGUUCGUGGUUUGUUCUGUUGUGACUAUAAAAUUGGAUUUAGUGACAUUUAUUGUAAAUAAUUAUAAAAAUUCAACAGCAAAAGAAACUGGGAUUGCUUAACUAUUAAUGGUGAAGAUAUGACCUUACGGCUUACGCAUUACGAAGGUCGGAAAUUUACUUCACGAUCAACGGUACUAAUGAAGCAAUCUGCAGGCGGAAUAUUGAACUAGCAGCCACUCAAACCGCCUUUAAGUGCAAUAAAACAACACGCCCUAACCAAAGACAGGCUGCGAGCAAUACCAAACUUUAUAACCAAAACAAAAGGAAGAUAAUUCUAUCACGCAAAUACGCAAUCAAAUGGCUCUAUUCGGAAUUGGAAAGACAAUCCAAGCGAUAUGUCAAUUAAAGCCCAUUCACGAUUGUAAUCAAUUGCGACACUCGAAGACCAAACAACUCCACGACGAAGUUUUAUAUCAAACUUGAUAAGCUAUUUAAUUUCGAUUCGAAGGGGACAAAUCGUAUAAUUUCGAAGGCCGAACCUGAUGUAUGGUAACACCAAGGCAAUUAUAAUCGCCCAAGCCAGGGACUCGUAUGGCGGCUCCAAAUAACUCGCACUAUCCACGGCCUAGCUUUGUUACUUUAUCUUCGUGUCUUCUCACACUCGUAUCUUUAGUAUCGCAAGCAGACUUGGCGUUCGCCUCAUUCGAUUUCAAUUCAACUUUAUCAGGAGUCAACAUUAGCAAUCCCAAUUCGACGCUCAAUUGGUCCUUCUACGAAAACAACGCGACUGUCGUGAAUCACUCGCACAUAAAACAUUCUAAGUAUUCGACCCUAGUUACAGUCCUUUUGGCGGCAAUUUUUAUGAUCGUCAUUUUUACAACCAUAGUUGGCAAUAUUUUAGUUUGCGUCGCCGUUUGCUUAGUCAGAAAACUGAGAAGACCGAGUAAUUACUUGAUCGUUUCUUUAGCAGUAAGCGAUCUUUGUGUUGCUAUUAUGGUAAUGCCGGUAGCGAUGGUUUAUGAUUUAAUGGGUUCGUGGCCUUUUGGACCUGUAAUUUGCGAUUUCUGGGUGUCUAGUGACGUCUUAUCGUGCGCAGCGAGCAUCCUCAAUCUUUGUAUGAUAUCUGUAGACCGUUAUUAUGCUAUUACUAAGCCUUUAGAAUAUGGGGUAAAAAGAACGCCUAGAAGAAUGCUUUUCUGUGUUUUCAUUGUAUGGAUGAGUGCAGCUUUUAUUUCGCUUCCACCAGUUUUAAUAUUAGGUAAUGAGAAAACGGAGACUUCGUGCUCAGUUUCACAGAAUCAGGGUUAUCAGAUUUACGCUACAUUUGGUUCAUUUUAUUUGCCUCUCACCGUAAUGGUAGUUGUUUACUACAAGAUAUUUAGUGCUGCUAGAAAAAUUGUAAAAGAUGAAAAACGAGCGCAGUCUCAUUUAGAAACACAUUGUUAUUUGGAAAUCAAUGUAAAGAAUGGCGGAGCGACAGAAGCUAAACUUCUGGGAAGUCAACCAACGCAAAAUCCUACGCGUGGCUCGACGGCCAGCACAAAUACAACUUGUAGUAUGGAUAAAGCAGAGAACACCAUAGGAAGGUGUUUUUCGAGUCGGAAAUCGAACGAAUCACAAUGUCCUAUGUUGCAACCACCAAAGACGCCAACCAAACCAAUACACACGAUAAACCGGCCAGGCCAAAGAGACUCAACGCCAGAAAAUAAAGAGCAAAGCACGGAAAACAAACGAAGACAGUCCAAUGAAAACAAUCAGAAAUUAAGUACCAGUAGAAUUCGCUCGUCAUUAUCAACAUUUGCUCAAAAGAGUCACAUUGCGAAGGAUCUUUUGCAUCCAACUCAUUCUCCGCAUCAGAAGAAACUGCGUUUUCAUCUUGCGAAGGAACGCAAGGCGUCCACUACACUCGGCAUCAUUAUGUCUGCCUUCAUUAUAUGCUGGCUACCUUUCUUCGUGCUUGCCUUAAUAAGGCCGUUUGUGAACGAAGAUACGAUCCCGGACGCAGUGAGUGCUCUCUUCCUGUGGCUCGGCUACAUAAAUAGUCUUCUUAAUCCUGUCAUUUAUGCGACUUUAAAUAGAGACUUUAGAAAGCCGUUUCAAGAAAUUCUCUUCUUUAGAUGUUCUAACUUGAACCAUAUGAUGCGAGAAGAAUUCUAUCAUAGCCAGUACGGUGGUCCAGAGCCACAUUACUGUGUAAAUAAUUCGUCUAAAAUCCAAAACUACGAUGAAGGCGUCGAAAUAGUUUCGGCUGUUGACAGGGAAGAAACGCGCGCUACGGAGAGCUUUCUAUGAUUGUCAAUACCCCAGGUCGAUCCCAAAGACCUAGAUACUGUGAUCUAAUUAAGACUAAGUAAAGGUGUAGUGUUUACUUUAAAAUUUUAAGCGUUAAGUAUUAUAAACGUUGUACCAAUCAAACUAGUCGCAGUACGAGUGUGUACUGAUUUCUUUUGUAACAUAAGUCAUGUAGAUUUAAUAUCAGUGGACGGGGUAUCGCUUGACCAAAGAGUCGUAGCUGAUUGGAGAGAUUUUGUAAAGUUGUGAAUAUUUCAUAUUUAAUUAGUUCUAAGUUAUGUGACUGUGUAGUGAGUUAAUUAUGUAAUACAUGUGAUAGUAGAUAGUAGAUUUGUUCUGUUUGUCCGUUCAGAGUAUAUUUUGUUGUAACCCUAACCUCAUUCUAAUUCUGGUAGUUUACUUUGUAAGUCGUGGAGGAACGUCGCAUCACAUGAACUUAAUGCGAACUUUGAAUUUAAUUAGAAAUACCAAACUAUGAUGUGAUAGUACUAACAAGAACGCCGGUGCGCCUCUAUAUUAUUAUUGAAGUAACAUGCAAGCUAUGGAAAUGUUACGUCCAUACAGUUUUAUUCAGUCUUAUCGAACGCAGAGAAUUUAUACAAAACUGUAUCAAAUAUAGGAUUUUAUUUAUGUAGAACAAAUGUACCAUAGAUAAAUAUAAUGGAUAAUGUGUUUCUAUGUUUUUUUAAUCAAUUCGAAAGGUACUAAUAUUUUAGAAUUAGGUAAUUCGAUUUUUAUAAUUCACACAACAUUUAUAUUAUUGUAUCAUCAAUAAAAUAUAAGUUACUUUGUAUACGUAUGUAAUAAUGGUUUUGAUAUUCCAUUAAAAGUCAGUAUUGUAAAUAUUGUUCAUAUUGCGCGUAAGUAGAUGAUAAAAAUAAUAUUAUAAGUAUAUAUUAUAAUGUGGACAUAACAGAUACCGUGGGGAAACUACGCUUGAUAAUGAAAAAUAAUUUGACAAUUCAAUUUGAUGUAUUAAUUAUAACGAAGUAAAUAUAUCGAAAGGUGUAGUUUCUUUCCAUAGAUAUUGAAUAUCGUGUGACUAUUAGAAUUUUUUAAACUCGUUUCGUCAUGUGUAAAUUUCUAUAGUUAGCGUUUUAUAAAAUGCCGAAUUCUGCCGUAAAUUUUAUAUUAAGGGAUGAAUGUUUAGGAAAUAAUUUCAUCGUUUAGCGAAUAAUUUUUGGUCACAAGACUUAUCCUAAUGCACUUAGAAAAGUGCACUCUACACAUGAACUUUAAUUACAAUUAUUUAUAGAACUAGUGAAACAUCGUUUAUUACAGAUUAUUUAAAAUGUCAAUAUGAUUUUUGUGCAAUAAACCCUUUAAUUGUAAUGUAAAUAACUAUACCUAAGAUGUAAAGUACAAAAUACUGUUUUAUUUGUACAUUUGUUACCUCGUAGCUCAAGACUCAUUUUGUACCAGUUUCAAUUGACCAUUUUGUUUUUUUUUAUCACACAUAUUUACUUCUAAGAGCUAGCGCGCAAGAGCAACUUUUGUCUCCGCAACUAUUUUGUCUCUCCCAUUAACUCCAUGGGCUAGUAAGAAAGUGCGUGCACAUAGCAACGCAACUUCCUAUAGAGUUGAUGGGGGAGACAAAAUAGUUGCGGAGACAAAAGUUGCUCUUGGGCGCUAGCUCUUAAAUAAAUGUUUAGUCCUGUUAUACGAAAGCGGGGUCCAACAAAAUAUUGUAAAAGCAUUUCACACGUGUAUAAACCAGUCAAACAGAAAAUAUGUGGAAUGUUACUCUUGCUUUCUAAAACGUUCUUAAAUAUAUCAUCUUCAAGCGAUGUGUUGGAAAUAAAACUGUUUACCGACUUUUAACGUUUUGUUAAUAAUUUUUAAAUAAUGCUUAUUUUGCUGGCACAAUCAUGUUUCUCUUUAUUUUCUUUUAAAUAUAAUACAUUUCAAAUAAUAUUGUUAACAUCUAUAAUCACUGAUU